Molecule: messenger RNA, 2095 nt
Organism: Gadus morhua (Atlantic cod)
Lineage: Eukaryota; Metazoa; Chordata; Actinopteri; Gadiformes; Gadidae
Gene: vamp3
Product: vesicle-associated membrane protein 3 (cellubrevin)
Exons: 5
Coding region: 224-535 (103 amino acids)
Biological process (GO): vesicle-mediated transport
Cellular component (GO): membrane
Source: RefSeq, a predicted model, not a curated record
UUACCAACUGUAAAAACAGAUAGUCAUUGAGCCGCUUGCGUAAAAACAGUUGUCAGUUGAGACGUUUGAGUAAAACAGUUUGCCUAAGCUAGAGGUGAAACAAUGUUCUGUACUGUCGCUUUAAGAGCCCAAGACAGGAACUGUUACGGCUUGACACCAUUAGCCUUAGCUUUUAAAGUCGACACAGCGCACACUCAUAUCGACCAACAAGUGUCAUUUUACAAUGUCUAAUCCCAAUCCUGGAGAAGGUUCCGGCAUGGAGCAAGGGAACCGGCGCCUCCAACAGACUCAGGCCCAAGUGGACGAGGUGGUGGACAUCAUGCGUGUUAACGUGGAUAAGGUGCUGGAGCGUGACCAGAAGCUAUCUGAACUGGAUGACAGAGCCGAUGCACUACAGGCAGGAGCUUCCCAGUUUGAAACCAGCGCUGCCAAGCUCAAGAGGAAGUUCUGGUGGAAGAACUGCAAGAUGUGGGCCAUCCUAAUAGCAGUCUUAAUCAUCAUCGUGAUCACCAUUAUCAUUUGGAACUACUCGUAAAGAUGUACCAACAGGAACAUGGGGAGAGAAGUAAAUGUAGAAUGAAUGCCAGAUGAUGACAGUCAUACUGUUAUUGCAAUAACUUCUCCCCUAAUGGAAGGUCUUUAUCGUGUGUGUGUGUGUGUGUGUUCGCGCGUGUGUGUGUGUGCCGGUAUAAUAUAUAUAUAUCUAAUAAGGUGACCCUGCCAAGCAAUUCUACUUUCUAGGUUUGCCAUUGUAUUUCACACCUACAAUUCUCAGCUUAUCGUUUUUCAGUUGGUGAACUGCAAGUCAUACCAACUCUAGCUACAAGACAGGUGCCAUAACUUUAUCGUAUUGUGAUUUUGAGCGUUUAAUAAGGUUCAAAUGCAAUAUACAUUGUUGGUUGAAGAUGAUGUUCAACUAGUCAUUACAGGCCAGCCACACACACACACCGUUUCAUAAGGACUAGACGUGCAGAGCAAUGUUUUUAAACUGCCCCAACAUUUAUUUUAUUUUUAUCAAGAUAUUUUUGUUUGAGUUUUUGUGCUAGGUAGAGACAAGUGCCUUUGGGAUAUGCUUUGUUGUUGCUGGGUUAUGGCCACAACUGUUCAGAUUACGAUAGCUUUCACUGUAACAAUGGUUCUCAUAUCAAUACAUUGAUGUCCCAUCCAAAGGGUUUUUCCCCAUAAUGCUUGUAUAGAAAUAUACCGGUAUUUUUGAAACCAGUGAUAACACGCCUUGUGCUUAAUUGCAAUGCCUUUUUAAAGACUUUUAUAAGGCAUUGUUUGUGCUGAAACGGUUUCUGUUAGAAUGAAUAUGUGCCAAUAUACAUUUUAGUCAAAAGAUCACCACAGAUCACCUUGAAGAAUUUCUAAUGGCUAAUCUACCAGUCAAGGCUUUUGAAUGGUAUUGGGUUUAAUCAGUGCUGCCUGCAUGGGUUAUCUUGAGGUCAUUCCAUUCCACGCAAAUGUAUAUUUUUGAGUCAAUAAUGCCCUAGACCCUCCAGCAAAAGGAUAACUUCAUUGAUAUCUUUCCUCCAAUAACAAAUAUUAAGCACAUUAGAAUAGUAUUGGGUAUAUCUAGUUAGCAUGUAGUCUAUUAACAUCAAAUAUUGUAGUUUUGUUUUAAACCAAUAUAUUGUUUCCUUGGUUAUGUUUGUAUUACAAAGCCAUUGUUCAGCACCACGCGGGUUUCGGAGACAACACUGUGUUAUACAACCUAAAAUAACUGUUGCCAUGCUGUGCUAAUGCUUAAAAUAUUGACUCUAUUUAAAUUGUUUUUUCUUUAGUGACAUUAUUAGCACUUCAUUGAAAUUGUCCCUUUUAUGGUAAUUGAUAUGAAGAAGAGUAUGAGCUCUAUUGAAUAGCUUAUUUCAUCUACUAAGAAAAGGACACAUUUCUAAACGAGGCUUCUGGAGAUUUGAUAACCAAGCGAAAAACAUUUGUAUAAAAUUAUGUAUAGAAUAAUAAGUGUUCUACCUUAGCAGAUGCUUAGUCCAACUUCAAUCCUUGCUUGUCAAAUUUGUUUUGUGUAUAUUUAAAGUGCAACUCUACUAUUUGACCUUUGUUUUGCUUGAAUAAAAUUGAUAUACUUUUAUCA